This is a messenger RNA of Cucurbita pepo subsp. pepo (vegetable marrow), 2112 nucleotides long. Its product is annotated as protein EXPRESSION OF TERPENOIDS 1. Gene Ontology annotation, biological process: positive regulation of DNA-templated transcription. Gene Ontology annotation, cellular component: nucleus. Gene Ontology annotation, molecular function: DNA binding; DNA-binding transcription factor activity. Lineage: Eukaryota; Viridiplantae; Streptophyta; Magnoliopsida; Cucurbitales; Cucurbitaceae. The record is from RefSeq and is a predicted model, not a curated record.
AUAGAUCAUAUAACGGUUGUCACAGACAAGUGAGCGGGUUUUUCGCGAAAGGGGGAGGGAUGGGGGCAAAAGCUGGUGGGGUGACACGUGGAGGUGGGAGAACCAUUAGAUGAGGGGAGAAUUAUAGAUGGGUGUGAUGAAGAUGAUCUGAGCACUUGAGAGUUGGGAUCCAUGGGGAAGGAGAGGAGGAGGAGGAGGAGAAGAGGAGGAGGAAGAAGAAGAGAGAAAGGGAGUUGGAUGGGGACUUAAAUUGGGUUAUCAGAAAGAGAACAAAAAAAAAGAAAAGAAAACUGCGCAGAGGAGAGAGAAAGAAAGGUGGGGAAAGAGAAAGGCAUGGCGGCGUUGCAGAGAGAGGUGUAAUUCUGGGCCAUAAAUGUGGAUGUAUUAGUAACACUGAGAGAAGGAAGAGGCAAAAUUGAAAAAAAAGGGGAAUUCAAAGCGUGAUUAACGCUGCCCCCACUAUCACCCAGCAGCAGCAACAGCAGCAACAGCAGCAGCAGCCAGCAGCAGCCAGCAGCAGCAGCCACCAGGCACCAGCAGCUGCAGCAGUUUGAUUAUAAUUCAAGCGCCUCCAAUUCAGGCAGGGGGGGAGGAGGGGUUGGACCCUCUGAUUAUGGAUUUUAGGUCACCCACGAAUUCUGGGUCAGAGCAACAAUGUCUGGCUUCUUCAGUUUAGGUGGAGGAGGAAGAGAAGACCACCAAGACCACCAAGACCAUCAAGACCAUCAAGACCACCAAGACCACCAACAAAACAACGACACAAACCCGGAGACCUUGUUUUGGUACAAGGGCAACGUGGAGCUAUGGCAACAACAACACCACCACCACCAGCACCCUCAACAAGAACAGCCUCUCUUCCAAACCCAAUCCCGGACUCCUUACUCCGCCGCUUUACCCGUUCGAACCUCCGAUGAAUCCUCCUCCAGAUCGGGCAAUUUCAUGAUGAUUGGGUCAGGAUCCGGAGGAGGAGGAAUCAGCUGCCAAGACUGUGGCAACCAAGCUAAAAAAGACUGUGUCCAUAUGCGGUGCAGGACUUGCUGCAAGAGCCGAGGAUUCCAUUGCGAAACCCAUGUGAAAAGCACUUGGGUCCCUGCCGCCAAGCGCCGCGAACGCCAAGAGAAACUCGCCGCCUUACAAACCCAGCAUCAACUUCACCUUCAUGGCGACAAUAAUCCCAAACGCCACAGAGAUUAUAACCCCACUUCCUCCUCUUCUCUCGCCUGCACUCUCAUCCCCAACAACACUUCUGGGUUAGAAAUUGGGAAUUUCCCGGCGGAGUUGAACUCACCAGCAGUAUUCCGUUGCGUUCGUGUGAGCUCCACCGACGAAUCCGACGAUCAAUACGCGUAUCAAACGGCGGUCAAUAUCGGAGGACAUGUUUUCAAGGGAAUUCUAUACGAUCAAGGACCCGAAACUAAUUACAUUCCACCGGCUGAGACCUCAUCCGGUGGUGGUGGUGGUGGUCUGAAUAUCCUUCCAUACAAGUUUCCUUAAAUUUCUGGAAUUAUAUGUUUUCUGUUUAUACAAUAAAUGUGUUGUGUUGUGUUGUAUUGUGUUGUAUUGUAUUGUGUGUAUAAUCCAAUCAUUGACAUCUGGUUUUUCUUAUACGUAAUAAUAAUAAUACAACAAUAGCUUAUGAGUUCAUUUCGUUGAAUUGUGUUCUCUCAUUGCUGUCUGAAAAUUAUCAUCCCCCCGGCCCCCCAACACGAUGAUGUGCAUUAAGAUCUGAAACUUUACGACAUGAUUUAGGUUGAUUGGGUUGAUGUUCAGGAGGGAUGGUUCAACAUUUUAGAAUUGUGUAUAAAAAAUAGGAUCUUUCCCGUGCCUCUACAUCCACUGUUAGCAGAUAUUAUUCUGUUUGGGUUAAGGUUUUUAAACGUCUGAGAGUGAGUAUUAGUGAGUAAGAAAGGUUUAGGAGAGAAGGAAGGGAAGGGAAGCAUUGAGUAUUUAAGGAUGAAUUUCAGAAAAUUGGUGUGAAAUCAUAACACAACUUAUACAGUAUGAAUGAGAGCGACAUUCCACAACACAUCCACACACAAACUCUACCCAUAAAGUGUAAAAAAGCUAACCAUUUUAUUUAUUUUAUUUUUUCACUCUAUGAAUGAAUAAAUA